AGAUUGUAUUGGUUAUGUAGAGAUGGUAUUGGAUAUUUUCGCUCGUCCUUGCAAAAGUUGAUAUACCCGGUUUUGCGAUGAUUUUUUCUUUUUCGGGGAUUUCGACAUUGCAGACGUUGAUAACCCAAUCAGGUUUCUUGAGAAAAAAGAAUGAAUUGAUUUUACUUGGAUGCGUUCAAUUUUCUGUUUCUUCAGAGUAGCUCGAGGCUAGGGGCAUGCGAAAUGGAACUGGCGGAUAGAGCGGUGGGGUUUCUGUUAACACUUGUUAGCUUAUCCAUCUUCACUUACUACACCUUUUGGGUCAUCAUACUGCCUUUUGUGGAUAGUGAUCACUUCAUCCACCAGUACUUUCUACCUCAGGAAUACGCAAUACUCAUACCCAUUUUCGCGGGCGUGGCACUCUUAUGCUUCUUAUGUGUAUUCAUUGGGUUUGUGAAGCUCAAAUCGAAAAAGAAGAAAGCGUAAUGACCAAUUUUUGUUGUUCCCUUUCUGUUUGGCCUCACACUACCACAUUCUGGACAUAGAUUCUGUAGUUAGUUAUCUUUUUUCAGAUGGAUGUAAUGAAGAACAUGUGGGCUGAUACUCCUUGUGAUGGAUCUUUAAUUGGAAAAGGAUCUUUUGCAGAGUAAUUGGAUUCCUAUAUUUUCAAA
Messenger RNA from Syzygium oleosum, 650 nucleotides. Its product is annotated as dolichol-phosphate mannose synthase subunit 2. Gene Ontology annotation, biological process: GPI anchor biosynthetic process. The coding region runs from base 223 to 465 and encodes 80 amino acids. NCBI's taxonomy places the organism in Eukaryota, Viridiplantae, Streptophyta, Magnoliopsida, Myrtales, Myrtaceae. The record is from RefSeq and is a predicted model, not a curated record. Gene Ontology annotation, molecular function: enzyme regulator activity. The transcript has 3 exons. Gene Ontology annotation, cellular component: dolichol-phosphate-mannose synthase complex; endoplasmic reticulum membrane.